GGCAUAACGUAACGGCGUGUGUUUGCUUUUAUUCAAUCUACUUGCCAUAGCAACUUUUAAUCUAUAAUAUAAAAUUAUGUGAAGUGUAAGCAUUCGGUUGAAAUUCAGUCAAUAGAUUGGUUGUUUUUUUAAUCAAAUUUAAUGCAUUAGGCCUGCCAAUCUACAACUUACAGAGAUACUCAAAUUCAACAUAUUCUAAUUAGUGGCAACAUAAUGGAUCUGCCUGGAUAUGUGGCCAACAAAAUUGGGGUGCCUGUGGAAGCAUUCCGGCUACUUUUGACGCUGCUCGCCGGUUAUCCAAUUGCGUCAAUUUACCAUAAAUACAUUGUCAAUAGACAAAAGACACUGCAUCACUUGUACUUUGCAUUAUGCGGCUUAAGCUUAUGCUAUUACAAUUAUGGCUCGGACACAUAUCAUUCCCUUUUGGCCACAGGCACCACAUUUGUACUGGUGACAUUUUUAAGGAGCUCACCACUUUUGCUGUUGAUCAUCAAUUUCAUCUUUCACAUGGGCUAUUUGUUGCUGGGCUACUACUACACGGCCAGCAAUGAGUAUGACAUCUUGUGGACCAUGCCGCACUGCAUCCUGACGCUGCGCAUGAUUGGCUUUGGCUUUGAUGUUACCGAUGGAUUGAAGAUGGAGGAAGAGCUAUCCAAGGAUCAGAAAGAGACGGCACUGAGACAACCGCCCAAUCUACUUGAGCUGUUGGCAUUCGCGUACUUUCCCAGCAGUUUCCUGGUUGGUCCUCAAUUUCCCUAUCGCCGAUAUCAGAGCUUCACCAAUGGAGAAUUUCGCCAGUACGAUGGCUAUUGGGAUGCGGGUCUUAAGCGUCUGGCCACUGGUGUCCUCUAUCUGGCAAUCUGUCAAGUUGGUUUGUCCUAUUUGCCGGAUGGAUAUUUCCUGUCGUCUGAGUUUGCGCAGGAGUCUUUCAUCAAGCGCAUCUACUUCUUGGGCUUUUGGGCCAAGUUCUCACUGUACAAGUACAUUUCAUGCUGGCUGUUCGCAGAAGGCUCGUUAAUGUGCAUUGGCGUUACCUACAAAGGCAAGGAUGCCCUCGGGAAUCCGGACUGGUCCGGCUGUAGUAAUGUUAAGCUGAAGCUACUGGAGACUGGGAAUACCAUGCAGCACUACGUCCAGAGCUUUAAUGUGAACACAAAUCAGUGGGUGGCUCAUUACGUUUUCAAGCGUCUCAAGUUCCUCAACAAUCGCAAUAUCAGCUAUGGAGCUGCCUUGGGCUUUCUGGCCGUCUGGCAUGGCUUCCACAGUGGCUACUACAUGGCAUUCCUCAUGGAAUACAUGAUUGUCAGCACGGAGAAGCAGAUUGAAAGCGUUUAUACCAGACACGUUUUACCAACCUACGGCGAGAUGCUUAACAACUCAAAGAUCUAUGCAAUUAUCUACUUCCUUUGCUUAAAGUCAUACAAUAUCGUCUACAUGGGCUGGUGCCUCACCUCGUUUGUUUUCCUCAAGUACGAACGCUGGAUUACAGUCUUUAGUGCAGUCAACUAUUUUGGCUUUAUAUACAUGCUAAUCUGGGCCUGUCUGUUUAACGGAUAUCGUUACUUUGUGAAAUCCCAGACUAGGGAGCAUCGAACAGUGCCACCCGUAAAACAAGCCACAGAUUAAUGAACCCGCACCAAAGUUUAAUUGAACAAUAAUGAAAUAGUUUUGAAUAUUUGAAUAUCUUUUGUCUUGAAUUGUCAAACAAAGCAAAACGUUACCAAAAUGCAUAACAACUUAAUAAUCCUAUCUAAUUAUACAUAUAAUUUAACGUACACAAAUUAACUAACUUCUUUGAAAUCACUUGUCGAUGCGUUUAUCAAAAAAGCAAUGCCUAGUCAAUGAAAUAAUUUCGUUGCUCUUUGAACACGGCGAUCAGACUUAUCUAAUUAUAAAGACAAUUUUAUACCAUACAUAAGUAAAUAUAAUAUAAAUAAUAUAUUUUGAUAUGCUCACGAAAUGUCUAACAGAACUUCAUACGUAAAGUGCAAAUUUAAUUAAAAAAUAAAGCAAUGAAAUUAGAAUUA
Drosophila innubila is the source of this 2027-nucleotide messenger RNA. It is a transcript of the gene nes, whose product is annotated as lysophospholipid acyltransferase 5. Lineage: Eukaryota; Metazoa; Arthropoda; Insecta; Diptera; Drosophilidae. Gene Ontology annotation, cellular component: membrane. The transcript has 4 exons. Gene Ontology annotation, molecular function: 1-acylglycerophosphocholine O-acyltransferase activity; lysophospholipid acyltransferase activity. The coding region runs from base 214 to 1626 and encodes 470 amino acids. The record is from RefSeq and is a predicted model, not a curated record. Gene Ontology annotation, biological process: phosphatidylcholine biosynthetic process; lipid modification.